CAGAGCAGCAGCUGCUGAGGCAGAGCGGUUGUUCCUUUUCUUUCUCGCUCCUAUCAUUUCGUUUCGUUCCCGUCCCUGAUCUGAUCAGGCCAGGCCAGGCGGGGGAGCAGAGCAGGCCACGCCACGCCACUCCCUCCCCCACCCCCCUCCUCGGAGCAGGGGGCAGGUGGCGGAGAUCGCCGCGCCGGGCACCGCAUUGCGCCGCGCCGGCCAUGGCCGAUCCGUACGGCGAUGGCAAGAAGAACCAGCAGCCGCGCCCCGGCCCCGGCCCCCGCCUCAAGCCCGCCAUCGAGAUGGAGGACCUCAUCAACCUCCUCCACGGAUCCGAUCCGGUCCGCGUCGAGCUCACCCGCCUCGAGAACGAGCUGCAGUACAAGGAGAAGGAGCUGGGCGACGCGCAGGCGGAGAUCAAGGCUCUCCGCCUGUCGGACCGUGCGCGAGAGAAGGCCGUACAGGAUCUUACGGAAGAAUUGGCAAAGGUGGACGAGAAGCUCAAGCUCACAGAGUCUCUCCUUGAAACCAAGAACCUCGAAGCAAAGAAGAUCAAUGACGAAAAGAAAGCAGCACUUGCCGCGCAGUUUGCAGCAGAGGCUACACUACGAAGGGUUCAUGCCGCGCAGAAGGAUGAUGACAUGCCUCCUAUUGAGGCCAUUCUUGCACCACUGGAAGCUGAGCUGAAACUAGCCCGUCAAGAGAUUGCAAAACUACAAGAUGAUAACAGGGCACUAGAUCGUCUUACAAAGUCUAAGGAAGCAGCUCUACUUGAAGCAGAAAGGACGGUUCAGAUAGCAUUGGCAAAAGCUUCCUUGGUGGAUGAUCUGCAAAACAAAAACCAAGAACUGAUGAAGCAGAUUGAGAUAUGCCAGGAAGAGAACAAAAUCUUGGAUAGAAUGCACCGCCAGAAAGUUGCUGAGGUUGAAAAGCUCACUCAGACUGUCAGAGAGCUAGAAGAAGCUGUUCUUGCUGGUGGCGCAGCUGCAAAUGCUGUGAGAGACUAUCAGCGGAAAGUUCAGGAGAUGAAUGAGGAAAUGAAAACUCUUGAUCGUGAGCUAGCACGUGCAAAGGUUUCAGCAAAUAGGGUUGCAGUAGUGGUGGCAAAUGAGUGGAAAGACGGCAAUGAUAAAGUAAUGCCCGUUAAACAGUGGCUUGACCAACGAAGGAUUCUGCAAGGAGAAAUGCAGCAACUCCGGGACAAACUUGCUAUUGCAGAAAGGGCUGCAAGAUCAGAAGCUCAACUGAAAGAGAAGUUCCAGUUACGACUUAAGGUACUUGAGGAAGGAUUGAGGAUGUCUACAUCCCGGACCAAUGUCAGUACCACGCGCCGCCAGUCUAUUGGUGGUGCUGAUGGUUUAUCCAAGGCCAAUGGCUUUCUGUCAAAACGCCCAUCAUUCCAGAUGAGAUCAUCAGUGUCUACCACAACAACUCUAGUUAACCAUGCGAAAGGGGCAUCCAAAUCUUUCGAUGGAGGCUGUAGAUCACUUGAACGCUAUAAGGGCCUUGUAAACGGGAACGGUAUGAACGUAUCUACCGAUUCCAGUGAAGAUAAGGAGUCCAGCAACUCAGAUGAGAAGUGUAAUGAGUUUGCAUCUGCUGAGUCGGAGGACUUGGUGUCAGGUGCUCUAUAUGAUUUUGUGCAAAAGGAGGUCAUUGCCCUAAGGAAGGCGUGCCAUGAAAAGGAUCAAAGCCUGAAAGACAAGGAUGAUGCAGUUGAGAUGUUGGCAAAGAAAGUAGAUACUUUGACAAAAGCCAUGGAGUCAGAGGCGAAGAAAUCGAGGCGUGAGUUAGCUGCUAUGGAGAAGGAGUUGGCAGCUACGCGUUUGGAGAAAGAGCAGGAUAACCGAGCGAAACGGUUUGGUAGUUCAAGUGGCUCUGCCAACAGUUCGCAGCUCCCACCUGGCAGGAGUUUACCUCGGAGCGGCUCAGCACGCAACAUGUGACACCUUGGUUGAUUAGGAGUGGUGACAAGGAAGGAGCCUCUCCUGAUCCGGGAGAAGAUGGCAUUGUGGAAGAAGCCAUCCUGCCUACAUCUCGUGGGUUGUGUUUGUGUCUAACAAAGGCAAAGCUAGUGGAAGGAAGGGUGUGCUCCGGCUAGUGUUUUUUUUUCCCCUUCUUCUUCUUCUUUUCAUUUUAAUGAUGAUGACAUGGCAUUUGCUGGUGAUUAUUGCUGUUCCUUUUUUUUUUUACUUUUUUGGCAUUGGCAAUGCAAUGAUCUUUGUUGGUGUUGUAUAGGUUUGGUGAGGAGUUGCUUUCUUUGAUAUCCAUCCAUCCGUUGUAAUGUAAAACGUAUGCACUGAAGAGUUGCUUAUAAUUUGCCUGACGUUUUCCCCUGUUUCGUUCUA
This is a messenger RNA of Setaria italica (foxtail millet), 2339 nucleotides long. RefSeq names its product microtubule-associated protein 70-1. The coding region runs from base 213 to 1937 and encodes 574 amino acids. The record is from RefSeq and is a predicted model, not a curated record. Gene Ontology annotation, molecular function: microtubule binding. The transcript has 11 exons. NCBI's taxonomy places the organism in Eukaryota, Viridiplantae, Streptophyta, Magnoliopsida, Poales, Poaceae. Gene Ontology annotation, biological process: cytoskeleton organization.